AUGACCGUACCUAAAUCAACUGAAUUUUUCACAACGUUUCGGAUUUGUAUGCUUUCUGAAGGAUAUUUUACUAUUCAUCAUGGCCAUCGGUCAGCUCAAAAGGUUUCCGGACAGUCUUCGUUCGAAACCAUCCCUGAUGAGCUUCUCUCCGAGGCUUGUGAGAGGUUGGAAAUCCUUGCACGAGAAAAGGCGUCCAACCAUAAAGUCAGUGUUUGCUUUUCCAAAGACUUUGAUAUGAACUCUUACGAUCCGUCUUCGCGUUUUUUGUCGAAAAUAAAUUCAAUCUCGGAGCUUUCAUCUUCACAAUCAUGUGAGGAUUUGGAUAAAUUUGUUUCCAUCACCUUGUCUGGCUCUUCGGCGGCAUCAAUUGAGUCGUGUCAAAACGAGAUCAUUCAAGAGGCUAUUUUGAACGUUGGCGAAAAAUCGCCUUUAUUGUCAUACAGAAGGCUUCCUUUGCUUCAAGUUGGAGACUUUUCCAGCGAACAGAACCAGCAGGUCAGGGUAAGCAAAACUCAUUUGACCCUGUUUUCGCCUGCAAGCUUGAACCAUUUGCAUUCACGUCAGCUAUAUGCCAAAAUGCUGAAAGGCAAAGGAUAUAAAGCAUUUGUGUCGGAGCUUCCAGUUGAUGGAUUAGUCCAGCUUUUGGUCCAUUCUGGGCCCUAUCACCUUGCUCUUCAAUCUUUUCUUUUUGAAAAUAGCGAUGUCCACAUCCUUUUGCCGUGUUCUCUGAUUUUGUCCUCCAAUGCAGACCAGCUGAUAGUUUUGGAAAAGGAAGAUAGGGCCGAUAAAGUUGCAAAAAAAGCAUCGGCGGACUUUCUCAAGGCGUCAAAGAAAGUGUCAAUUGCAUCCAAAAAAUUGGUCUUCGACACAGUUGACCUAUUUUUCAUCCUAAAUUCUGCAGUUUCAAAGGCCAAGUUGGUUGAUCUCUUAUUUCGUCACGGCUGUGUGCUACGAAUAUUUGAAGCACCAACCAACCCAUCCAAGAAGCAUUGUUUGACGAUUUGUUUAUAUGGAGGCUCUAUGGAUAUCAUUGAAGAGGUUUCGCGAGAAAUAUUCACCCUAAUUUGCCAAUCCUCCAGCCAUUUUGAAGCUUCAGGCACCAAUUAUAGCAUUUCAGUUAAAAAUGCGGGCGGCUUUUGUUCCGUGUUAGAUUCGGAGAAUAUCAACGAUCCUAUUUUGAUCCAAUUUUCUGGCGUUCCUUCUCAAGCCUUCCACGCGGGCGAACCGAAUUUAUUGACCAUCAAUUCCCUAGUUUGUAAAGGAACAAAGGAUUGCUUGCUCAAGACUUUAUCGAACAUUGAGCCGCUCUUUUGCCAGUCAAGUAUUUUUUCUGCCGAUAUUUUUAAUUCGUCGUAUCAAGACAGGCAUUCAUUGCUUUCGAAAUCAUUGAGCUACUUGUCGCUCGCCAAUUUAUCGAUCGAUACUUGCUUUACAUACAGAAUUGGGACGCUCUCCCUUGAUUGCGAAUUUAUUUCCGGAAAAAAAGACGGAAAGUUAUCAAAGAUAUCUCGAGGCACCGGAUGUCAAGUUCUGAUGGACGUUCCUCAGGGCUGGAGAACCGACAUUAAAAUCACAUCUCAAAGCCUUCCUUUGCUGGUGAAGGCGGUUGAAAUGCUCGAGGGUGAACUCCCUGCAUCGUUGUCGUUUUUCGUUCCCGAUCAUCAUCACAAAAGAAUUAUCGGACACGGAGGAAAGCACAUCCAGAAAUGGAUGAAGCUGUUCGGAGUUUAUGUAAAGUUUUCCAACAAUAAUACCGGCAAUAGUAACCCGAUUAUUUUAACCCAUCCAAACGAUGGCAAGAAGGGGGCCGGGGGAGCGGGGAGCGACAUAUUUUUCCAAAAUAUCCGGCCAAACGUCCUUAUUCGAACACCAGCAAAAAAUAUACAUGCUCUAGCUCAGAUGAAAUCAGCCAUUCUCGACUUGGCAGGCGAGGAAGACCAAACUCUGGGUGUGUUUGCGAGUCACAGCCACAAGACGGCUGAAGCUUCAAAUUCUUUUUUCAUCCCAUCACUGGUACCGGAGGUUUCUAUUACCGGGAACACUGCGAGUUCGCUCCACUUUUACGUUGCACUUUUAAAACAAAUUGAGACCACCUCCGACUUUGAUGCCAACCAGAGGAGCAUCAAAACUGCCAAUGUUGACGUGCCAAAGCCAGAAAUCUGCCAAUAUCCGCAUGAUUUUUACCUUCAAGAGUGUGUAGAACAGGAGCUUGAAGCAUCUAUUGAACUAUUGUUUGAAGACGGCGGGCUAGAUUCGAUUAGCUCCUUCAAAUUAUCAAAGUCGAGUCUUUUGGCGAUGGAAAAUCUUGGAGCAAAAAAUGCAAAUAGCAGUGUGAAUGACACCCGAUUCAACCUGAAAGACUUUUCAAUGACCAUCAAUGCAACUCCAGCUCCAGCUCCAACCCCAUUCCAAUCUCCAUCCUCCUCAAAGUUCCCCGCAAUAUCACGGCCCGCAUCAACAACAGUCCCUAAUACCAUUUUUCCAUAUCCAUUUUCCAUAGCUAAUCGCAAGGGUGAAGACUAUUUCCACUGGGAUUCUCUCCUGGGGUUUGGCAGGGCGUCGAUGUCAUUGGGAGGGACCGUCUCACCUAUCUCCUCGACUCGGAUUUCGUCAUCCCCAAUCCGACCUGUAUAA
Messenger RNA from Mitosporidium daphniae, 2634 nucleotides. RefSeq lists its product as uncharacterized. The record is from RefSeq and is a predicted model, not a curated record. The coding region runs from base 1 to 2634 and encodes 877 amino acids. Gene Ontology annotation, molecular function: RNA binding. The transcript has a single exon. Lineage: Eukaryota; Fungi; Microsporidia.